Molecule: messenger RNA, 936 nt
Organism: Conger conger (European conger)
Lineage: Eukaryota; Metazoa; Chordata; Actinopteri; Anguilliformes; Congridae
Product: olfactory receptor 52H1-like
Exons: 1
Coding region: 1-936 (311 amino acids)
Biological process (GO): G protein-coupled receptor signaling pathway
Cellular component (GO): membrane
Molecular function (GO): olfactory receptor activity; G protein-coupled receptor activity
Source: RefSeq, a predicted model, not a curated record
AUGAACUCCAAUAUCUCAAAGUCUACGGCACUUCUAACCAUGGAAUCCCUGAAUUUACCCCCAUCAGGCAUCUAUCCAGCCUUCGUCUUUGGAACAGUAGCAUACUGCCUCAUUCUGCUCUGCAACACAAUGCUUGUCAUCACCAUAGCUCUGCACAGCACGCUACACAAACCCAUGCAUAUUAUACUAUUUAACCUGCCCAUAAAUGACAUGGUCGGAGCCUCUGCCUUUUUCCCUCAAUUUAUCUCCAGCAUUCUGGCCCAGAAGCGGUCUAUCUCUUACCCAGCAUGCGUUGUGCAGGCUACGCUCAUUCACCUGUAUGGAAUGGGAUCCCUACUGAUACUGAGUGUGAUGGCAUAUGACAGGUACAUUGCCAUCUGCUGCCCACUGAGGUACAACAGCAUCAUGACAAACAGCAACUUGGUAAAGAUCAUCACUAUCAUGUGGCUCAUAGAUUUUGUUAUGAUUGCUGUGAUAUUUGCUUUACUCACCAGAUUUGAAAUCUGCAGGACAAUUAUAGUAGACCUGUACUGUAACAAUCCUACUUUAAUGAAGCUUAUCUGUGAUGACAUACGUUUAAAUAACUAUAUUGGGUUGAUUUCAAUAGCUUUAACUCAAGGUGGGUCACUUGUUGCAGUUAUAUAUACAUAUAUCCGAAUCCUGCUCACCUGUUUAUUCAAUAAGCAGUCUGAUACCAAGAGCAAGGCUAUUCAGACUUGUGCGACACACUUAGUGGUCUUCAUAUUCUUGGAAUUCAAUGCAUUCUUCACCCUGCUUGCACAUCGUUUCAAUAGUAUCUCCCCAUAUAUGAGAAAGUCUUUUGGAGUGUCAGUAUUAAUCUUUCCUCCUCUCCUUAAUCCUCUAAUAUAUGGUCUCAAAACGAAAGAAAUUAGAGAUAAGAUUAUUAUCUUCAACAAAAAAAUGUCUCCUUUUUAA